AUGAACUGCCACGAGCACACCUGGUCACCUUACUCAUCGCAUCAACGAAACCAAGCCAAAGGGUACGUCAGAACAGCUCUCUCCUUUGGUUUGAUGGACGGGCGCGGCGACAUAUUGUCCAAUUUGCGCCAAAAUGUGGAUCGCAGGAACAAUCUUGCAUUUCUUGCGUCCAAGCAGGUGUCGCAACGAGAUCCAACGAUCAAGUUAAUAGAUUUGGGGAUCACUUCGCUGACUCAGGAAACGAUUGAUCUUUUGUUGUCGGUCGAGCGCCUUUCGCUGCAGAAGAACUUGCUAACUUCUUUACCGGAGGGCUUUAACAAGCUCGCGGAACUCAGGUAUCUCGAUUUACAUGACAAUAAGCUCCAGGAAAUCCCAGCAACGCUGAUGCAGUGCCAGCGGCUUGAGAUCCUCGAUCUGUCGUCGAACUACAUAACACAUCUACCUCACGAAUACUCGCGUGUAUGGUGUGAGAAUAUCAAGGUUCUUUCGCUCAAGAACAAUAGCGUUUCCUCGAUACGCGAACUUUACCCCGCCAUUAUGUCGUUACGAAGUCUGAAGAUCCUGGAGAUAGAGGGCAACCAGUUUCCGGCUGAGGAGCUCGAGCAGAUUAAGAGCGAAGUGCCGCCAUCCUCACUGCCGGACUCUGUUUCUCCAGACGAAUACUGGUGCGUGGCCCUGCGCAAGCAUUUCUCAGACAACAAGAUUAGCAAGGCUGCUAAACGGAGAGGAUUCAUCAAUGUUUCGGAGGAGCAACAUCGACAAGAGGAGCUGUACAGCAACAACAAAUACAAUGAUUACUUCAAGCGGUUGUCUGUCUUGCCAGAAGAAACAACAUCACAGCGUGUGACUCAGGAUGAACUAGUUGUUGCAUGCCGCAAACUACUAUUUAGCUUUACGGAAUGUCAACAAAGUAUUCGGAAGAUUACGUCGUUGUGCGAGGAUAAGGCGGUUGCCGUGAAUUCAGUAUCUCUUCUGUACAGCGUGAGAUCUCAUAUUGACAACUUAGUUGAGCUCCUGGAACAAAGCGAGAGCCCCACUUCCGCCAAGAACGACGUGAUGGUGAAGCUAUGCCUUACCAUAAUAAGCAUAUUCAAACAAAUUUUUGCAUUGUUGCGCAAGAACUUCAAAUCAUUCUUUCAGGGAAAUGAUAUUUGUUUCGCAAGGAUAUUUUAUAUGAACAUACUGUGCUCCUACACCGAAAUGUACAACGCCUGGAGUCAAAUUACACCUCAGGAUUCCAUCGCUCCUGUGAAGAAGAGGAUUGCCAGGACCCAUUCCUUGAGCGUUUCUCAAGGAUUUAAGCAUAUAACACCGCGCUCCAGAAGCAACACGCUACAACGUUCGGCCACCGGGAAUUCUGCACACCCCACCACAUCCCCAAUUCCUCAAAGUAGUAACUUACGUUCUGCUCCUGGAUCCGUCAUGACGACGCCCCCUCCAUCCCAAAGCAAUCUGGCAGGAGAAGUCAGGGCAGCAAACGACGGUUCACCUAGCUUUAAGCCUGAUCUGACGCAGCAGUCGCCGCACGCAGGUCGGAGGGCGGCCGACGUGCCGCCCCAAGCUGGCACUCCUGCUGUUCCAGUUGUCGAUAACAAAAUGGGGCCUGAGGAUCAAGGAAGUGCUGACAUUGAUGCGCAACUGUAUCACACUCUCAACACAGUCAUUUCAAUGGUGACUGUAGUUUAUUCUCAGUUGACUUCCGCAAUCACGAAAAGUGCUAUCGCCAGUACGAAGACAACAGAGAUGUCGAGCAUAACAAGUUCAAUAGCCGCCAAAAUCAAAGAUUUGACAGACACGUGUUUCCAAUCCAUGGAGCUAUCAAAACUAUUGAAAGGGAGGUUAUCAGAUGUUUCACUUGGCAAGUCCGAGGUCUUUUCCACUACGGCAGAGAAAGCAAAAACCUGGGAAAGCAUAAACGCAUUUUUGAAAUCAAUCAUAUCAAUUCUCGCUAACACAAAAAUUAUCAUGAAAGAUCUCCCUAUAUUAAACGAAGUGAGGCCCAACCUUGCAUCCCUUGCUAAAAUCACAAAAGAUGUCACUGUAAUUCUAGAUUUGAGUUCUUACAGAAGUAUUUCACAGGCUGCUCAACAGCAGUCACAAGAAACUGCUACGGUAAAACAGCAGUCGCACCCUCAAGCUUCUGGGAUGCUAGAAGAGAGCCACAACCCUAUACUAGUCACUCCUCUUUCGACUCCCUCUCUUGUCACAGUUCAUGCAUCCAACCCAUUUGAUCAAUUUUAG
This is a messenger RNA of Lachancea thermotolerans CBS 6340, 2241 nucleotides long. RefSeq names its product Sog2p (gene SOG2). Lineage: Eukaryota; Fungi; Ascomycota; Saccharomycetes; Saccharomycetales; Saccharomycetaceae. The coding region runs from base 1 to 2241 and encodes 746 amino acids. Gene Ontology annotation, molecular function: protein binding. The record is from RefSeq and is a predicted model, not a curated record. The transcript has a single exon.